Penaeus monodon (black tiger shrimp) is the source of this 489-nucleotide messenger RNA. Its product is annotated as paired mesoderm homeobox protein 2-like. Lineage: Eukaryota; Metazoa; Arthropoda; Malacostraca; Decapoda; Penaeidae. Bases 1 to 489 code for a protein of 162 amino acids. The record is from RefSeq and is a predicted model, not a curated record. The transcript has 5 exons. Gene Ontology annotation, molecular function: DNA-binding transcription factor activity, RNA polymerase II-specific; RNA polymerase II transcription regulatory region sequence-specific DNA binding. Gene Ontology annotation, biological process: regulation of transcription by RNA polymerase II.
AUGGAUACGGGAGACCGCGGCGAAAAACGGAAGGUGGAGGACUUCUCGACGUUGUACAGCCUGGACCACGGCCCGACCGCUGCCGCCACGCCGUCGCACGGGCCCACCACACCCCCGCGCUCGCUGCCCGAACACACAGCUGGCGGUGACGGUGCUUUCAAAAAGGUGAAGAGUGAGGGCGGGAUGUGCACCACGGGGCACUCACCCACGCCCACGCCCACCACAUGCCCGACGCCCGCCCGCAGGAGACACCGGACAACCUUCACACAGGAGCAGCUGGCUGAGUUAGAGGCUGCGUUCUCGAAGAGUCACUACCCCGACAUCUACUGCAGGGAGGAGCUCGCUCGCAAGACCAAACUGAACGAGGCCCGAAUCCAGAAACGUUCAUAUAUUAAUGAUCAAUUGCAAUUUAGAGGGCGGAAAGUCAAGAGCGUUGGAUUCCCAUUCCAAGAACCUGAUCUGAAAUCUGGAAUCCUAUAUUCUGUAUGA